UUUUAAAAAUACCUCUCGUGGUAAUCGGCAUUUCGCAUGUGGCUUCCGUCGUAGUGUGUUGAUUGGUUAUCUCAUAUUGGUUAGCUCAAAUUCAUUUAGAAACAUGACGAAAGUUCCAUUCAAAGUUGCCGAUCUUAAAUUGGCAGAAUGGGGCCGCAAAGAUAUCGAGUUAUCCGAAAACGAAAUGCCUGGUCUUAUGGCCCUUCGUCGUAAAUAUGCUCAAAGCAAACCCCUUAAAGGCGCCAGGAUUGCGGGAUGCCUCCACAUGACUAUUCAAGCUGCAGUUUUAAUUGAAACUCUUAUUGAACUAGGAGCUGAGGUCCAAUGGGCAAGUUCCAACAUAUUCAGCACCCAGGAUCAUGCAGCUGCCGCUUUAGCUAAGAGAGGGAUUGCUAUAUAUGCUUGGAAAGGAGAAACAGAUGAAGAAUUCAUAUGGUGCAUUGAACAAACCUUAGUUUUUCCAAAUGGAAAACCUUUGAACAUGAUUUUGGAUGAUGGUGGUGAUCUCACUAACUUAGUUCACGAUAAGUAUCCACAAUAUUUGAAAGAUAUUAAGGGCCUAAGUGAAGAAACUACUACAGGUGUGCACAACUUGUAUAAAAUGCUUAGGGAAAAAAGGCUUAAAGUGCCCGCCAUUAACGUCAAUGAUUCUGUAACAAAGAGUAAGUUUGACAACCUUUAUGGCUGCCGGGAAUCUCUGAUAGAUGGCAUAAAAAGGGCAACGGAUGUCAUGCUUGCCGGCAAAGUAUGUGUAGUUGCUGGCUACGGAGAUGUGGGUAAAGGUUGCGCUCAAUCAUUGAGGGCUUUGGGUGGAAGAGUCAUUAUCACGGAAGUUGAUCCAAUUAUUGCCCUUCAAGCUGCUAUGGAAGGUUAUGAAGUGACAACGAUGGAAGACGCAAGCAAAAGGGGUCAAAUAUUCGUCACCACUACUGGUAAUAUAGAUAUCAUCAAAGGGGAGCAUUUGGCCAACAUGAGAGAUGAUAGUAUCGUAUGCAACAUUGGACAUUUUGAUUGCGAGGUCGACGUGAAAUGGUUAGAAAAAAACGCAAAAUCCAAAGUAAACAUUAAGCCACAAGUGGACAGAUACGAACUCCAAAACGGCAAUCACAUCAUUCUCUUGGCAGAAGGUCGUUUAGUAAAUUUGGGAUGCGCCACUGGCCAUUCUUCCUUCGUGAUGUCAAACUCGUUUACCAACCAAGCUUUAGCGCAAAUUGAGUUGUGGACAAAGCCAAACGAAUACGCCGUUGGGGUGCACACUUUGAGCAAGUUGCUUGACGAAGAAGUGGCCAGAUUGCAUCUGGACCAUUUGGGUGUGAAACUGACUAAAUUGUCACCUGAACAGGCCAAAUAUAUUGGUGUGUCGGUUGAUGGGCCUUUCAAACCGGACCACUACAGGUACUAGACCGUCAUAUCCAUCUUUUUCUAGAAUCAUUAAAAGCAAGCAUAAAUCUUGUACAUCAAUGUGUCAGUGGUAAUAAAUAUCUCUGCUAUGGGUUUUAAGCUGUGAAGUAAAAUAAAUUG
Cylas formicarius (sweet potato weevil) is the source of this 1521-nucleotide messenger RNA. RefSeq names its product adenosylhomocysteinase-like. NCBI's taxonomy places the organism in Eukaryota, Metazoa, Arthropoda, Insecta, Coleoptera, Brentidae. Bases 104 to 1402 code for a protein of 432 amino acids. Gene Ontology annotation, cellular component: cytosol. The record is from RefSeq and is a predicted model, not a curated record. Gene Ontology annotation, molecular function: adenosylhomocysteinase activity. The transcript is spliced from 5 exons. Gene Ontology annotation, biological process: L-methionine cycle.